Gastrolobium bilobum is the source of this 1080-nucleotide messenger RNA. RefSeq names its product zinc finger BED domain-containing protein RICESLEEPER 2-like. Bases 1 to 1080 code for a protein of 359 amino acids. Gene Ontology annotation, molecular function: protein dimerization activity; DNA binding. The record is from RefSeq and is a predicted model, not a curated record. The transcript has 4 exons. Lineage: Eukaryota; Viridiplantae; Streptophyta; Magnoliopsida; Fabales; Fabaceae.
AUGCGUUGUUCUGCACACAUUUUGAAUCUAAUUGUCCAAGAAGGGUUGAAAGUAUGUGGUGAUGCCUUGAUGAAGAUUAGAGAAAGUGUCAAAUAUGUUAGGGGUUCAGAAAGUAGAGAAUUAAAAUUUAAGGAAUGCAUUGACCAAAUUGGAGAUGUUGACACAUUAAUUGGCUUGUGUUUAGAUGUUCCUACAAGAUGGAACUCAUAUUUGAUGCUUCAAAGUGCUCUUGGUUACCAACAGGUGUUUGCAAGUCUUCAAUUGAAUGAUAAGAAUUAUAAAUAUUGUCCAUCUGCAGAAGAAUGGAAAAGAGGAGAAAAAUUUUGCAUUUUCUUGAAGCCAUUUUAUGAUAUCACCAACUUGAUUUCUGGCACAUCCUAUCCUACUUCCAACUUGUAUUUUGAGCAAGUUUGGAAAAUUCAAUGCAUUCUAAUUCAUCAUUUGAAUGAUGAUGAUGAUGUUUUAAGGACUAUGGCUAAAAAUAUGUUGCUGAAGUUUGACAAAUAUUGGGAUGAAUAUAGCAUGCAACUUGCUUUUGGUUUCAUUCUUGACCCUCGAGUGAAGUUAGAAUCAUUAAGAUAUUGUUCCUCAACAAUUGAAGCAUCUACAGCUGAUCAAAAGAAUGAUCAAAGUGAUAUUACAUCUCAAUCUUCAAGUGUGUCAAAGUCAAGGGACAACAAAGGAUGGGAACUGCCAAUGUUUAAUAAUUUGAAAUUGAUCAAUCAUCACCUUGCAAAUAAAGCUGGAAGGUCUCAUCUUGACAUUUAUUUAAAAGAGCCAGCAUUGUGUUUUGAGUAUCAUGAAAAUUUGGAUGUAUUACAAUGGUGGAAGGAAAAUUGUAAACGUUUUCCAGAUUUAUCAUUAAUGGCUCGUGACUUGUUAAGCAUUCCUAUAACCACUGUGGCAUAUGAAUCUGCAUUUAGUAUUGGGGCACGUGUCCUUAACAAAUAUAGAAGUAGUUUAUUGCCCAAAUGUGUUGAAGCUUUGAUUUGCACCCGCAAUUGGUUGAAUGAUUUUGUUCCUAAUGAUGUUGAUGAUGAAGAUGAUAAUGCAAGUGUGGCAUCUAAUGCUGAUGAUUAA